AUGUCUCCGGCUGUUGAUACACCAACUCCUCACCUUUUCAUUGAAACCCUUAGGUCAAAGCCCACAAGCCGGGCUUCCCUGAGAAGGUCUAGUCGGACAUUUGCAAUCGCUGAAGACGACGAUGCCGGGCUGUCUCAAUCCAUAAUUCAGGCAGGAGAACAACGUCAGACAUCUCCCUUAUUCGUCCCACAGGAGGAGCACGAAAAGGAAAAUGCGACGCCCGAUAAUGGAGGAUCGAAGAGCCUCGUGGGUUCAGAUUUGCAAACUACAAAGAGCGGGCGAAUUCUGUUUACACCUUUCUUCGACGAAGCUAUCACCGAAUCCGCUUCGGAAACCCGCGGACUGGAUGACGAAGGGACGGAUCAGACGCUGGGGAAAGAUGAUACAUUACAAGAUUCGGAUCUGCCCGGUUCUUCGAAACAGCAAAAGCGGAGGAGACGAAGGCCCCUCACCCUCGAGCGCAGAAGACGCUGUUCGUCUACUCAGAGUCAGCCUGUGAACGCAUCAAAAGAGGAUUCGCCGCCAGGUGUUUCUUCUCAAACCACGUCUGAGCAUAUGCCAUCAGCUGCGAUCAUGCCUUUGGCAGACCGAAUCGCGAAGUAUAGCAAACUUACGAGACCAAGGAAACGAGCAGAGACUCCUGCCUCCGAUCGAGAACAAACUCCUGACCAAGGAGAAGAGGAGGAUGACUCCUACGUGGAACAGAGCUCUCCGGAAGUAGAGACGCCGGCUGCAGGUAUGAAUGACAAGAGAACGACUCGCCGACGGAUCUCCCGAGAUGGACCAGCCGAAGUUUCCGAGGGCAAAAAAGGCAGAUCUACCUUCCCUAUCCUCACACACCAACUGAACAGUGUGCCGACAUUACCAGCAAUCCACGAAGAUGGCGAAGCCCCAUUCGGGGAUACACUCACUGAUGUUACGAAUGAUCGUGCUCAGCCCAACGUGGUGGAUGUGCUAGCCCAGAUCUGUCGCGAAACAAUUUUGAACACGAUUGACCGCAUAGCUGAAACUACACAGCCCGGGAAACGAAGCGCAUUGAACAACAAACGGCGGGCUCUCGAAGCAUUCGGAAAAGAUCUCGAUGACGAACUGUUCGCCAUGUCCGAAGCUGUAGAGAACCGCAUCAACCUGGAAGCCCGAGUUCGGAAGACUAAACGGGAGAAAGCAGCUCUACAAGCUGAAUAUAUUGAGUUAAGGACGGAGCGGGAGCAAGUUGCGUUGAAAUGUGACGCGCUUAGACGACGGCACUGGGACCAUGAAGAGGCGACAAGACAGAAAUGGACGCUCAGUGAAGCGGCUCGACGCGUCGAGCAGGAGUUGGGCAGAAAUAUGGAAACAGAUCAUGAUGGAUUUGAGUUCCUGAUACGAAGCGUAACGACGGCAAUUAGCAGUGCAUCUGGAAAUGGUGGAAUUUUGGACAGAGUGAAGUCGUUCAAUGCCCAGUUGGAAAACAUGGCUUCGGCUUUUGAGGGGAGCAAUGUCUGA
Cladophialophora psammophila CBS 110553 is the source of this 1485-nucleotide messenger RNA. RefSeq lists its product as uncharacterized. The transcript has a single exon. NCBI's taxonomy places the organism in Eukaryota, Fungi, Ascomycota, Eurotiomycetes, Chaetothyriales, Herpotrichiellaceae. The record is from RefSeq and is a predicted model, not a curated record. Bases 1 to 1485 code for a protein of 494 amino acids.